Molecule: messenger RNA, 2362 nt
Organism: Acanthochromis polyacanthus (spiny chromis)
Lineage: Eukaryota; Metazoa; Chordata; Actinopteri; Pomacentridae
Gene: zdhhc3b
Product: zinc finger DHHC-type palmitoyltransferase 3b
Exons: 7
Coding region: 560-1456 (298 amino acids)
Biological process (GO): protein targeting to membrane; peptidyl-L-cysteine S-palmitoylation
Cellular component (GO): Golgi apparatus; endoplasmic reticulum
Molecular function (GO): protein-cysteine S-palmitoyltransferase activity
Source: RefSeq, a predicted model, not a curated record
GCAAUAUUUUAUGGAGUAUUAAGAGUGCCAAAUUACAAAAAUAAGUUGCGGUAAUGUCUGAGCAGAGCAAGGCGGGAUUUGGGCCCAGAUCUCGGUCUGAUUGGUGAACCGGUUCACCUGACAGACUCUGCUGAGGACCAAACACUCCCACGGAGCAGCGGAGCCACUUCCUGGUCGGAUCCGCGUUUUGUUGCCCCGCAUCCCGCAGAGCUCUCUGGACCUCACGGCGGAGGAAGCACCGCGGCAGAGCGGCAGCAGCGGCCUGGUUCAGGGCUCGGCCUCCCGGAUACACUUUCCUUUAACACCUCGUCGAAAAAAAAACAACCAAAAACCAAAGCGGCGGUGGUGGUGGAGAGAGGGGAGUCGCGGAGAGCCUCUGACCGGAGAGCAGAGAGGUUAGCCGGGAUUGAGCUAGCAGCAGCGGCGGGGAGGACCGGGGCUCUCUCGGUUCGGUGGAUUUGAUCUCCCGAGGCUUCAAACUACGGGUAGACUUCAAGAAACUUCAGUCGAGAGAAGCGGGAGAGUGUGAGCAUGUGUUUGGAGCCACGGGCGCUGUAGGAUGAAGAGCCCGGCGCACCGCACCAGGGACAUCGAGCGGCACGCCGGCUACCUGAAGCCCGAGCACUGCGCCCCCCCUCCGCCCCGGACCGGCUCCGACACCAUGUGGUUCAUCCGUGACAGCUGCGGCAUCGUGUGCGGCAUCAUCACCUGGCUGCUGGUCUUCUACGCCGAGUUCGUGGUGGUGUUCGUCAUGCUGCUGCCCGCCAAGAACGUGGCCUACAGCCUCAUCAACGGGGUGCUGUUCAACGGACUCGCCUUCCUGGCGCUCGCCUCUCACGCCAAGGCGAUGUGCACGGACCCGGGAGCUGUGCCUAAAGGGAACGCUACCAAAGAAUUCAUCGAGAGUCUGCAGCUCAAACCGGGACAGGUGGUUUAUAAAUGUCCAAAGUGCUGCAGCAUCAAACCCGACAGAGCUCACCACUGCAGUGUGUGUAAACGCUGCAUCAAAAAGAUGGACCACCACUGCCCCUGGGUGAACAACUGUGUCGGAGAGAACAACCAGAAAUACUUUGUGCUCUUCACGAUGUACAUUGCACUAAUAUCCUUCCAUGCGUUACUCAUGGUGGCCUUCCAUUUUGUUUUCUGCUUUGAAGAAGACUGGACGAAGUGCAGCAACUUCUCCCCGCCAGCGACCGUCAUCCUCCUCAUCCUCCUCUGCUUCGAGGGCCUCCUCUUCCUCAUCUUCACUGCUGUCAUGUUUGGGACUCAGGUCCACUCCAUCUGUACCGACGAAACGGGCAUCGAGCAGCUGAAGAAGGAGGAGAGGAGAUGGGCCAAGAAGUCCAAGUGGAUGAACAUGAAGGUGGUGUUUGGACACCCGUUCUCUGUGGCGUGGCUGAGUCCGUUUGCGACGCCCGACCACGGCAAGGCAGACGUGUACCAGUACAUCGUGUGAAAGCUGGAACCCCACCUGUGGACACAGACUGAUGCGUGGAAAAACACUCCUGUUCCCCACGUCUCCUCUCCUUCAUGGUUUAUUCACAUUUCAGGGUGUUCUGUUGUGAGGUAUUAUGUUGUUUCUUUAGUUGGACUGUUUCCCUCUUGGUGCUGACUGAGGAUAACGGAGCGUCGCUGCACAGCUCGGUUAGAAGCGCUGAAGGAUUUGUCCAAACCACAGCGAGAGUUAAAGAUCCCUUCAGUCCGUCUGAUCAUUUCCUGCUUCCACAAACAAUGUGAACCAGAGUCCAGAAUGUUUCCUGUCUCCAGGCGCCACGACGGACGCCUGCUUUAGUCUUCCUGUAGAACGCUGUCACCAUCCUUCCUCUUCGUUUGCUGUAUCGCCGUCGUUGCAAUAGUUUUUUUGUUUGUUUUUUUGCCGGAUGCUGCGAAUGAUUUGCCUUGGAACAGUGCAUUAGUGAGCAGUGGCUGUUUUCUAAAGAACUUUCUAUUUAUUUGCCUUAAAGUCACGGUUCAGGUCACGCUGGUCAGCAGUGUUUCAGUUUGUUGGAUCUUUGUUUGAUGCCAGAUCAGUGGAUUUGUUCAGGUCGUGUGAAAUUUAAUCCGUUUUUUCAUUUGGUUUUCUCUCAGUUGCAGUGAACUCCACCUCAUCUGGCACCGCAGGAAAGUUUAACCCUGUAAGACCCAAAAAAAGAGCAAAAAAUAAGUAAAUAAAUAAAUGAAACAAAAGUAAAAACAAACAAACAAAAAUAUAGAUAUUUAUAAUUUUUACGUUAAAAAACAAAGCAAAAAAUUAAUUAUGUAUAUAUAAAAUGAGCAAAAGAAAUAAAUUAAAAAAAAGAAUAAAUUAGAUAUAAAUAUUUAAAAAAUUAUGAUGUAAAUAUUAAAUUAUAUAUGCACACAC